Molecule: messenger RNA, 2381 nt
Organism: Apis florea (little honeybee)
Lineage: Eukaryota; Metazoa; Arthropoda; Insecta; Hymenoptera; Apidae
Gene: SH3PX1
Product: sorting nexin 33-like protein SH3PX1
Biological process (GO): endocytosis; plasma membrane tubulation; endosomal transport
Cellular component (GO): plasma membrane; cytoplasmic vesicle
Molecular function (GO): phosphatidylinositol binding; protein binding
Source: RefSeq, a predicted model, not a curated record
CAUUCCCGGACAAAAGUAUAAUGCAAAACGUGUGAUAUAAGAAUUAAUUCAUAGAGGCGGAUCCGGAAUCAGUAUCGUAUUGUAAUUUCAAGCACCCUAUGUUUUACAUCUAACCUCCAAUUACAAAAUAAUUUUUUAUAUUUUUUUUUAUUGAAUUAUAUUUCAUUUAUUUAUUUAUCUCUAUGCCUAGAAUUUAUUUUCGAUCUCAAUACAGAUAUAUUUUAUAUUUAAGAAAUACAUUGUACUGAAAAAGUAUUAUGUGCGAUAGAUACUAGUGGUACAGUCGUUUAAGUUUUUCAUUUAUGUGACACAGAAUCGCACACACGUUAAAGCGCAAAUACGUAAAUGUCAAUCAUAUGGCUAAGUAGAUCAAUGUAGUUAUGUGACCGGGCGUAAUUAAACAAUUUAAAAUAAGAAAAAUUUGUCAUUAAAAUUCGAAAUUAUUAUUAGUAUAUGUACUUACAAUGGAAGGCCACCAGGUAAGAGCGUUAUACGAUUUCACAGGAGAACCAGGAACAUCAGAGUUGUCUAUUACAGCAGGAGAAAUAUUGUCUGUUAUGAGAGAUAAUGUGGGUGAUGGAUGGUGUGAAGGUUUUAAUCAGAGUGGAAAAUCUGGAUUGUUUCCAGCAGCAUAUGUUCAAAUUAUUGAACCUUCAACAUCUGUUCCUAAUGCCAUGACAUCAUCCCAACAGAGUUCCGGAGAUUAUUGGGAUGAUGAUUGGGAUGAUGAUUCUGAAGUUGGUCAAACACAAGCAUACAUUCCUCAACAACAACAACAACAACAACAACAGCAACAUAUAUUACAACUAUCACAGCAUCAUAGUGUUGAUUAUGGAGAUUUAGUUUCUAUACAAACUAUUCAUUCUGUGAUACCUGAAAGGCCUAUACCUAAUAUACCAAAGAAAAAUAAUAAAUUUUCUACAUUAAUAAAAUCUGGAGAAGAUAGCUUUUUAUUAGGAAUGAAAGUAGCAAAUGUUCCUGAAAAUGAAAAAAUAUAUAUUGAUGAAAGUGAAAAUGGACGUCAUAGAUGGGUUUCAAGAGGAGAACUUUAUAGUUGUGUAGUUACAUCUCCCAAAAAAGAAUCUAAACUCAAGGGUCUUAAGAGUUUUAUAGUUUAUCAACUUACACCAACGUUUAACAAUAUUCAAGUUUCAAGAAGAUAUAAACAUUUUGAUUGGUUACAUGAACGUUUGGAAGAAAAAUAUUGCUUUAUUCCUAUUCCACCAUUACCAGAUAAACAAAUAUCUGGAAGAUAUGAAGAACAAUUUAUUGAACAUAGACGUACACAACUGCAGGAAUUUGUUGAUUAUGUUUGUAGACAUCCUGUGUUAGCGCGUAGUCGCGUCUGGGAACAUUUUAUAACAUGUACAGAUGAGAAAAGAUGGAAGGCUGGUAAAAGACAAGCAGAAAAAGAUGAAUUGUUAGGUGUAAAUUAUUUUAAUGCUAUCCAAUGCCCUGAAACAACUUUAGAUGUUAUAAAAGUAGAAAUUCAAACAGAUACUUUUAGUAGAUUUAUAAGUGGAUUAGAUCCAGUAGUUAAAAAUUUUAUGGCUAUGGCUGUUGAUCAAACAAAAAAAAACCAAGUUCUAUAUAAAAGAGAAUUUCAGAAAAUUGGUCAAAGUUUUAAUGCAUUAAGCCAUGCAUUAGAAGGAGAUGACAGUAGUCGAGGAAGAUUAACUUAUGCGUUAAAAGUGACAGGAGAUGCUUAUAAUGAUAUAGGCAAGUUAUAUGAAGAACAACCUAAAUUUGAUUGGGAACCUCUUGCUGAUAAAUUUCAUAUUUAUAAAGGAAUUAUCAGUAGUUUUCCAGAUGUAAUUAGUAUACAUAAGACUGCUGUUCAAAAACGAAAAGAUUAUGAAAAAUUAGUAAGCGAACACAAAAUGGAGCCGCAACAAUUACGAGAUCUGUCUCAUCGAACAGAUGUAAUUGCACGUGCUCUUCUCGCCGAAGAAAUGCAUUUUCAAACAGAACAAGAGAUUUAUUUAACUCAAACAAUGAAAACACAUCUCACAGAGCAAAUUAAUUUUUAUCAAAAAAUUGUAGAUAAAUUACGGGAAGCAUUAAAUGCAUAUGAAGGGUAAAAUUUAUAUCUAAUUUAAUACGAAGUUAUGUAUUCAUUGAAGCAAUAUUAAGGAAUUUUUUAUGUAGCAAGAUAUUUAUGAUAACUAUUUGUUUACAGAAACUUUUAUAUAUAAGCUAUAUAAUCUGAAAAACAUUCGAUUUUUGUUUUGAUUUCAAGACUAUUUUUUAUUAAUAAAAAUAUAACAGUAUUAAUAAAAGUAUAACAGAUUGUUCAUAUCCAAAUCAAUUUGUUGUUACUAAAGAUGAAAUCAGUAGAAAAUUUGCUCCUUGCAACUGCAACAUUUAUUAUUAGAAAAAAA